This is a messenger RNA of Aspergillus puulaauensis, 1329 nucleotides long. RefSeq lists its product as uncharacterized. The coding region runs from base 1 to 1329 and encodes 442 amino acids. The transcript is spliced from 2 exons. NCBI's taxonomy places the organism in Eukaryota, Fungi, Ascomycota, Eurotiomycetes, Eurotiales, Aspergillaceae. The record is from RefSeq and is a predicted model, not a curated record.
AUGGGUCAGGGAGGAAGUGAUGGGCCAUCGAAUAAGAGAUUACGCGGCCAGAAAAAGAAGAAGGUUAAAGAAGAGCCCCUUCCAGAUUUCGAUACGAGCGAACAGUCUGUCGAUGGUGAAAGCAAACCUCUAUUCGACACCCUUACUUUCGACCAUGGACACAUUGACGACAUACCGAAUGAAGAUCCUAGCUUGCGCACCCCAACGUUCAUGGACAUCGUCACGGCCGCGCCCUUUUCAAUGUCCAACGAUAUCGAUAUGGCCUCCGAUAGCUGGCUGCAUGAGUUCAUGUCGAAUCCCUUCACCGACCCCACUCAAAGUUGCUCUUUUGUCGACCCGUUCGACAACGAUAUUGGGGUUGACGACACAACAACAAGAACAUCGACGGAUCAGGAUAGUCUGCCAGUUCAAUCGGAAGGGCUUUCAGACUCAACGCCAGAAGCACUCGAUUUAUCAUCGUCUUCAAGCUACUACCCCGCGCUCAAUGACUGCUUAUCUCACAACGAGUCUGUAUCCAGUGCUUCUCAAAGCCGCCUUCAAGGAAAUUCUGUUUACCCUGAAAGUCUUAAGCACGAGGCGUUUCUCUGGUCACAAUCACUUCCCUCUCUAAGUGGGCCGGAGCCAUCAAGUUUCUUUCCUCAGGCCAACCCUUCAAAACGAACACAAGACUACAGUUUCUCGGGUGAAGAACUGGUGACAAAUGUCGGUAGCAUUUCGAGCAUCUGCCCGUGUCAAAGUCACGAUCAUACCGUGCGGGACCUGAUCCGGGUAAACGCCUGUGCUUUGCAGACUGGCCCCACGGUUGCUAUCGACUCGAUCCUAACAUGCCAAAGGGUACUGCAGCAGUUGACUGAAACGAUACUUCAAUGCCGAGGCUGCUCUCAAACAAGGAUGAAUUUCCUCAUGGUGAUAAUGUUCAGUAUCGAUAACCUGCUUGUCACACUGGACGCAAUCACGUCAGCCGAGAACGACGUGGUAGAAAGAUUAUUUCCCGAGUACUUCGGAACGGUAGCUCAGGGAUACAGGGCUGACGCUGGGAUCACAAACCACAACCGAAGAUUCAACUUGGGCAGUGUGCCGCUCAGGGCACAGCUCGAUGCCUGUCCAUUGAUAAUUGGUGGUUUCUGUGUGCCGUCUGAGGAGAAGUUCGCAUUCGUGAAGCGAAUUUUGCAUCGUCGCCUGGCAUGUUUGCAACGGACGGUCCAUCGGAUCCAAGUCUACACGCAGGAAUACCUGGCACCGUCGGCAGGUAAAGUGACGAUGAUGAAAGAAAUCUAUCAAAGGCUGCGGUUGAUUAUGGUGAAACUGAAUAAGUUAACGAGGCCGUGA